Molecule: messenger RNA, 879 nt
Organism: Lactuca sativa (garden lettuce)
Lineage: Eukaryota; Viridiplantae; Streptophyta; Magnoliopsida; Asterales; Asteraceae
Source: RefSeq, a predicted model, not a curated record
AUGGAUGUAGACAUCAUGCCAGAUUCCACAACUUUGUUUUCUAAGUACUAUGUCUGCUUUAAAGCUAUAAGUGAUGGUUGGAAGGAAGGGUGCAGGCUUGUGAUUGGCCUUGAUGGUUGCUUUCUAAAGGGUAUUGUUAGGGGAGAAGUUUUGGCAGCUGUAGGGAGGGAUGCAAACAACCAAAUCUACCCUAUAGCAUGGGCUGUAGUUGGAGUUGAGAACAAGGCCACAUGGAAGUGGUUCAUAGAUCUCCUCAUGGAUGAUAUUGAUGGUGGUCUUGGUGCAGGCAUUACCCUUCUUUCUGAUGGACACAAGGGGUUGCUAGAAGCAGUAAAAGAAAGGUGUCCAGAAGCUGAACACAGACAAUGUGCCAGGCACAUUGUGGGUAAUUUUGCUAAACGGUUUACCGGUCAACAUUUCAGGAAGCUUUUUUGGAGGGCUGUUAGAGCUAGUACUGAACAGAAGUUCAAACAUGUAAUGGAAAAGAUCAAAUCUUUAGAUACUCAAGCAUAUGAGUACCUUAUAGACAGAGAUCCUACUACCUGGUCUAAGGCAUUUUUUAAAGAGGGCAGAGAUUGUGAUGCAGUUGAGAAUGGGGUGAGUGAGAGUUUCAAUUCUGCUAUUAGGCAUGCUAGAAGGAAACCAAUCAUCACUAUGCUAGAGGAGAUUAGGAUAUUUGUGAUGGAGAGGAUAUACAGUCAAAGAGUAGAAGGAAUUGAAUGGGAUUUGAAUAUCUGUCCAAGUAUUAGGAAGCGUAUACAAGAGUUGAAGGUUAAACAGAGAUUGUGGGGGGUUACUCCUUGUGGUUAUCAAAAGUAUGAAGUUAGGUUCAAUGAUGCAGCAUAUGGAGUGGAUCUAAUUGCAAAGACUUGUGCAUGA